Rhinopithecus roxellana (golden snub-nosed monkey) is the source of this 2494-nucleotide messenger RNA. It is a transcript of the gene TESPA1, whose product is annotated as thymocyte expressed, positive selection associated 1. The transcript is spliced from 12 exons. Gene Ontology annotation, molecular function: signaling receptor binding. The record is from RefSeq and is a predicted model, not a curated record. Bases 321 to 1883 code for a protein of 520 amino acids. Lineage: Eukaryota; Metazoa; Chordata; Mammalia; Primates; Cercopithecidae.
AGGGCUGGAAACAUCUUCUCUGAGAUAAACGCCAGAUCAUUUAUGGGAGAGAGCUUUCCCAUUUUCAGACAGCUCUCCUGAGGACAGAAGGAUUUAUCUGCAGCAGUGGAAUUCUAGUUAUAUGGCAACAGCAGUUGAAUGAGUUCAGGGAGAAAGGCAUAAUCUACAACAUGAUACUUUCUCCCUCGCUUCACCUCUGUGCCCACACCUGUGAAGGCCUCGGCCCAGCUUCGACAACUGCUUUGCCUCAAACUCAGUUUUCUACCAGCGGACAGGACAGCAUUACUGUUACGGGAGGCUCUGAAGUCUGAGCCAGGGCCAUGGAGGCCUCUGUGCUGAGCCCCACAUCCUGGGAGAAACGGCGGGCCUGGCUCCGUCAGAGCCGUAACUGGCAGACCCAGGUCCUAGAAGAGGAGGCUGCCGCCGCCCUGCAGGAUGUCCCAGAUCCUGAGCCUUCCAGCCUGGAUGAUGUUUUCCAAGAAGGGAAUCCAAUCAAUAAAAUUGAAGACUGGCUGCAGGAUUGUGGAUACUCUGAAGAAGGACUUUCUGAGGAAGCAGGACAGUUUAUCUACAAUGGCUUCUGCAGCCAUGGGACCAGCUUUGAAGAUGACUUGACCCUGGGAGCAGAGGCCACACUACUGGCCGCCAAUGGCAAACUCUUCUCCAGGAGUUUCCUCGAGACAGCCAGGCCUUGCCAGCUACUUGAUCUUGGCUGUAGUUUAGCUUCCAGCAGCAUGACUGCGGGGACCAACAGGACUAGUUCAAGCAUCUCAGAGAUUCUCGACAAAGUGCAGGAAGAUGCAGAAGAUGUCCUCUUCAGUCUGGGCUUUGGCCAAGAGGAUCACAAAGACACUUCUCGGAUACCCGCCCGAUUUUUCACCACACCCUCUCAGGCCAAGGGCAUUGAUUUCCAGCUCUUCCUGAAGUCCCAGGUGCGGAGGAUUGAAAUGGAAGACCCCUGCCUCAUGCUGGCCAGCAGGUUUAAGCAGGUGCAAACACUGGCUGUCACAGCUGAUGCCUUCUUCUGUCUCUACUCCUACGUGUCUAAGACACCUGUCCAAAAGUUCACACCAUCCCACAUGUUCUGGAAUUGCAACCAUCCAACUGAUGUGCCAUCCAUCAGGAUUCUGUCCCGAGAGCCUGAACCCCACUCACCCAGAGACCGCCUUCGGAAAGCCAUCUCCAAGAUGUGUCUGUACACAUGCCCCCGAGAUCGGCCACCACCACCCCACAACACCCCCAAAAACGGUUUGGACCAAGUUGUGUUGGAAGCAGUGGACAAAGUGAAAGAAGAGAAGCAGGUCCUCCAACAAGACUCUGAUUUGGGACAAUUCUCACAGGAAGAUCCUGUGCCCCCUGUUGAGGGUGAAAAGUUGCCCACUUCUCCCUAUCCAUGUGUCCUCUGCUGCAAAGAGGAAACACAGCAGGGGAUGUCCACAGUGCUAGCACCAUCGCAAACUCUGGAUUCGAACCCCAAGGUACCCUGUUGCACACAUUUUCUGCCCACAGAAGAUCCACAGUGGAGCACAAACCCAGCUCACAUAAGGAGAGAGCUGUGUAGUCUACCAGCCACCAAUACGGAAACCCAUCCAGCCAAGGAUGAGACUUUCUGGAAAAGAAAGAGCACAGCAAGAAAGAGCCUGUUCCAGAAGAAUCUCAUGGGCAGGAAGGUUAAGUCCUUGGACCUAUCCAUCACCCAGCAGAAAUGGAAGCAGAGUGUAGACAGACCAGAACUGCAUCGGUCUUCAAGCCAGCAGCCACAGGACACUUUUGACUUGGAGGAAGUGCAAAGCAACAGUGAAGAGGAGGAGAGUCAGAGUCGCUGGCCCAGCAGACGCAGGCACCAGCCCCACCACCAGACUUUUGCUGGCAAAGACUCGUGAAGCUUUCUCCACCACCACAACAGCAUGUGGUCUGACAGAGGUGACUUCAUAGAACCUAAUUCCAACCUCUUGCAGGAAACUGCACUGCCCUCAACAUCCAGCCCCUACACCUUGGUCCUCCAAACCCCCAAAUUCUGCAAGAGAAAGGCAGCAUGGUACAUGGGAAAGAAGACCAGACUGAGCGAUUUGGAAUCUACAUCCUAAUGCUGCCACAAGCUGCAUGCACAGAAAAAGACCUUAGGCACAUCACUUCAUUUCUCUGUACACUGGUGUAUCUACUAUGUAUGUAUUAAAAUAUAUAAUAUGGACCACAGUAAACUGAACAAAGCCUUAAUUUUCUCCCAAGCUUUGACAUUGCCAAGGGCAGUCAGGAGACUUCAGGAUCAAGUUUAGGGGACAAGUUUGUUUCUAAUACUUUCAAAGGGCCCAAGCUAAGAGAGGAAGGACAUCUCACUUUCUGGCUCUAAAAGCAUGGUUCAUCUCACAGUAGGAUUCCCUCUAUACCUCUGUUCAUCCCUGUGUUCCUAACUAAAUUCCAGAAAAUCUUCCACAACACUAGAGUCCUAUCUUUCUUCUUGAGACCUCCCUUGAAGAAAUCAACUUGGAGGCUC